Onychostoma macrolepis is the source of this 5698-nucleotide messenger RNA. RefSeq names its product vesicle transport through interaction with t-SNAREs 1A (gene vti1a). The record is from RefSeq and is a predicted model, not a curated record. Gene Ontology annotation, molecular function: SNAP receptor activity; SNARE binding. NCBI's taxonomy places the organism in Eukaryota, Metazoa, Chordata, Actinopteri, Cypriniformes, Cyprinidae. Gene Ontology annotation, biological process: macroautophagy; retrograde transport, endosome to Golgi; intra-Golgi vesicle-mediated transport. The transcript has 9 exons. The coding region runs from base 130 to 804 and encodes 224 amino acids. Gene Ontology annotation, cellular component: late endosome membrane; endoplasmic reticulum membrane; ER to Golgi transport vesicle membrane.
AGAUCGUGAACAAACUCCCGUGACACCACCCGGAAGUGACGCUGACGUCAAUAAGAAGCAGACACAAGCAACAGUGUGUAACGCAGCACAGUUCAUCCGUCUUUUAAUCUUUUAAAACAAAAAUACAACAUGUCUUCGGAUUUUGAAGCGUACGAGCAGGACUUUGGCACCCUCACCGCGGAAAUAACCAACAAAAUUGGAAGAAUACCCAAACUAGCCGGUGAGGAGAAGACACAGCUGGUUCUAAAUGUCGACAAACAGCUUGAAGAAGUCAGAGAGUUGCUCGAGCAGAUGGACCUGGAGGUUCGAGAGAUACCUAUUCAGAGCAGAGGCAUGUACAACAGCCGUCUGAAGAGCUACAAACAAGAGAUGGAGAAACUUGAGAAAGAUUUUAAAAGGUCACGUAUUGCCUACAGUGAUGAGGUGCGGAACGAGCUCCUGGGGGAUGAUGGGAGCUCCUCGGAGAGUCAGUUGAUAAAGUUACGUGAAGAGAGAGCACAUCUGUUGGACAACACAGAGAAGCUGGAAAGGUCAUCUCGGAGGCUGGAAGCUGGCUACCAGAUAGCGGUGGAAACCGAGCAAGUGGGACAGGAGAUCCUCACCAACCUGCACAGUGACCGUGAGAAGAUCCAGAGAUCCCGCGAUCGGCUGAGAGAGACGGAUGCUAACUUGGGCAAGAGCUCUCGGAUCCUGACCGGCAUGCUGAGAAGGAUCAUUCAGAAUCGUAUCCUGGUCUUCAUCCUGGGCGCCAUUAUCCUCCUCACCAUCAUCUUGGCCAUCUAUUUCAAUUUGCGAGGGCACUGAUCUCCACUGACUGGCCCUAUGCUUGCAUGUGUGAGUGUGUACGAGCGUGUGUGUAAGAUUAAUAGUGACAAAAGCGUUGGGCUGGAGUAAUUAGGACAAAUUGUUCACAUGAAUCAUUCCUGGUGGGCAGUGACAGGGGGCCUCUCCUCGCUGCUCUCGAGCGGAGCGGGACCAUUCUCACCCUCUCUCCCCUUAUAUUUAUGCUGCGUCCAUUACUUUUAAAACUUACCGACCCAUAGAGAAACCCUACACGGACGUGUGGACACGAGGACCAUGAUGAGAACAUCAGAUGGAUGAAGAACAUGGAGACGAACAUCAACGUAUGUCAUAACCUGCUGUUUAAUGUUUAGUUUUCUUUUUCUGCAAAGCUACUAGUAAAAUCCCAUCCAUCAGGUGUGUGUGUGUGUGUGAGCCGUGCACAAGGCAAGGCCCCCGGUGCAGUACCAUUUAGCACAUGGUGCAGAAUCACACACUACACACAGCCCAAAGGUCACGCGCCCGUCUCUCAGUCCCCCUUCAUCCAGGAUUAGUAGCUUCUCACGCUGUUCCUCUAAGGUCAGCAAAGACCUCGCAUGUGUUUAGUUAAACCAGCAGGACUGCUUUGAACAAGAAAACAUCCAUGUCCACUUUUACCUUUACUAAUCAAAUCUGACAGCAUGAUAGUAACUGUAGUCAGUCGUACUAAUAAGAAAUGUUUCUUGUAUUUAUUUGUCAUUUCAGAUGAAUUGUGAUGUAUUUUUUUGCUGUAACUUUCUUUCGAUUUAUCUGGAAUUUGUUUUAGCCAUAGCGUUUGACAUUAAAAUUAUAACAUUUGUCUCUACUGUACAAUACUGUUGCAAAUGUGCUUCAUUGUUCCUAUAGGGGGACCAACUAGCAAGCAUCAAUAUGGAAAUAUGCAGAAUUUGUGAGUCUGCUCCAGGCUUUCACCUGCUGGUUGAGUAUUAAUCUAUAAGAGAGAAGGUAACAGUGACUGUGUACUAAUAGUACAGUUCAUUUCUGUUAGUUUAUCUGAUUUUUAUGUGAGGAUUCCUUUGUAUUUUUUCAUAUAUUUAUGUGUUUAUUGCCAUACACUCUGGCUCAAUUCCAAACCCAGUGAGUUGUUUUGCUGUCUAAUGCAUAUGUAGGCAGUUGACAUCUAAGGCAGCAUCACUAGCUGAAAUGAAACCUCAUAAAUGACUGAUUCAAAACCCUCUACAUAGCAACUUUGAACACAUAGGAGACCAACUUCACAAUUGGUUUGAAAAAAUUUAUUGUUAGCUUGUAGGUAAGCAGUGUGUUAACAGUGUGUUAAAGGGAUGGUUCAUCCAAAAGUAAAAAAUUCUGUCAUUAAAUACUCAUCCUUAUGUUGUUAAAAACCUGUGAAACCUUCGUUCAUCUUUGGAACACAAAUUAAGAUAUUUUUGAUGAAAUUCUGACCCUGCAUAUACAGCAACACAACUAGCAUGAUUAAGGCCCAAAAAGGCGGCGACACGGAAGAGAAGAAAUUGUUGAAUAAAGUCAAUAUUUUUGUUUUCUUUGUACACAAAUGUAUUCUUGGUAGCUUCAUAAAAAAUGGAACCACUGAUGUCACAUGGACUAUUUUAACCAUGUCCUUGCUACCUUUCUGGGCCUUGAACGUUUCAGUUGCGUUUCUGUCUGUGCAGUGUCAGAAAGCUCUUGGAUUUCAUCAAAAAUAUCUUUAAUUUGUGUUCCAAAGAUGAAUGAAGGUCUUAUGAGGGUGAGUAAUUAAUGACAGAAUUUUCAUUUUUGGGUGAACUAUCCCUUUCAGCAUAAAGGUAAAUAAUAUUUAGUGUUUGCAAAUCAGUUAUAUUUAAAAUCAACAUUUCAUUUUGUUUGCCAUUUCAAUAUUAGCAUGUUGCUAAGCUAAUGACAAGCAUAAAGACAAAUAAUCCAUGCUAGUAAAUCGAGUUAGCAAUUUGCUAUGCUAAAUGUUGCUAAGCUAAUUACACAGUACUAUAAUAAGCAUAAAAAUACAAAGCACACAAAUAUUGGGUAAAAUGAACCAUUUUAAUUACAUUGAGCUACAACAGUAUUCAGUUGUCAGUGCAUUCUGCAAUUUCUUUUAUUCUUAGAAGUAUAUAUGCAAUUUUGUUUUAAAAUUUACGCAAUCGAAGGAAUCUUAAAGAUGGCAUAUUAUUAGGCCUUUCAGCCUUCACAUAGAGAGUGUGCAUAUAUGCUGCCUACGUAGGUGACUCACUAGGUUUUGGAUCACUGUGCUGAUUAGCACACCGCCGCCUCUCUUCCCACACCCCACGCUCAACACCCCUUCCACACGGGACGCAUGCGCACACCUCGGCCGGUCGCGGUGCCUGACGGACAGACAGACGGACCGUCAGACAGACAGGCAGACGGCAUUUGAUAUUCUGUUUCAGGCCGGGUGGAUUGUCUUAUUUUGGAAGCAGCCUGGUGGGGGGUUUUCUCUGCCUCUGCUUCACAGCUAUGGCUUCAAAGCACCAAAUUAAUGGCCAACAAAAUAGUGCGUCUCCGUGUGUCCCAUGUGGGGCCAACCUAUUGAGAGUUAUCAUUAAGUUGAGGAAGCAAGAGAAAGGACGAGGGGGAGCUGAAUCCCGCCAGUUUAACAAACCUCAUCAGAUAAUGACCUCUGUGAUUGGGUUUUGCAUCAAACGGAGGAGAGAAAUAGCGUAUGCGUUUAAGUGCGAUAGCGAUGAGAUUUGUUUGUCCUUAUUUUCUCACACGUAUGUGCGUGUGGGGGACGAGCAAGCGCGUUCGUUUCCCGCACCUGCGCGUGUGUAUGUGAGACAUCAGUCGGCUGUGCGUGUAAUGACUUGGAUGUGUGUUGGUGUGUUUUGCUGGCUCAGUCUGUGUGUGUGUGUGUGUGUGUGUGUGUGUGUGUGUGCGUUAUCUGUCUCUCGCUCUCUCUCUCUCUUUCUCUCUACCCGGGCCUGUCAGAUCCUCUCAGCAGUGUGUGGCUGGUGGAAAAGCAGCGUGGCUGCGGCUCUAUUUGAAGUUGUAAUGGUGUCAAAAAGUCAGAGCUGACUGACAGCCGUCAGUCCCACUGGGGCUCAUUAAAUCAUAACAACUUGACAAGGAAAUAAUUGAGCGCUGACGAUAAGUUGGGGCCCAUUUAGAUGUUUUUAUUUUCUUUCAUUAUUAGUUGUGGCUAUUAUGUUCAUUAAGAAAUUGCAUUAAACAACCAUUGGGGGGGCUAAUGAUUUGUUUAUAUCCCCUUUUUUAUUAUUUAAACAUUAGGUGUGUCACGUGACACCUUCGGCAGGCUGGCGUUAUCAUCUACCGCAUCUAUUUUUUCCCUUCGUUUUUUUAUUUUUUGCUCUUCCUUUCUUUUUAUCCUUCUUUUUCACCCUCUAUGCCUCCCUGUUUCCUUCCCUCCUUUCUCUCUCUCUAAGCAGCGGGUGCCUUUGGAAUAUGAAAUAGAUUAUUCAUUACCCUCUUCUCUGUAGCUGAUUUGGUUUGCGUGUAGUGUCUUCUAUGUGAGGAGGAUGAAAACUUGUCAAAAAUGGGUUAUAUCUUAUUCCGAGGGGCAACAAUAGUGGCAGUUACAGACACACUUUAAUAUUUCAUUAUGCCUGACGUUAACCCUGCUAAGUGACUUCGGCUAGCAGGCCUUUAGUGAGAAAGAGACUCUGAUUAGCUCCUAUCACAGAACAGGCUACAAAGAGGCAGGCAAGACCCACUGCGGUCACGGCAGAGAUGGGUGCUUGCUCAUGAUUUACUGACAUCUAGCUAGCUAGUUUAGCAUUUUUAGCAUCAUUGUGAUUUUUUUUUAUCUAAGUUCCACCCACCUUGUUUCAGUUUCUAAGUUAGAAAAACAUUAUAGAAGAUUUCAUUGGAAAAAAAAUUGGAGAUUUAUGUGAACUGGGCACAUUUUUUGUAAAGUGAUGAAAACUGAACAUUUUAUUUGCCUUAUUACUUUAAAUAAAUGCUUACAGUACUGUGAUUUAAAAGGCUGUAAAUGUUAAACUUUUAUUAUUUUGAGUAAUUUUUUUUUUUUUUUCAUUUUAAUCAUUUAACUAUCAAAGUUGGGUAGAAUUUCUCUCUUGAAUUUUAGUGCCCCUUAAAUUGACACUCAGUUGAUAUCACAUUAGCAGCCUGCAGAAAUGAGUGUCAGUGUUUGCUGACUGUGCUUUUUCUGAGGUUGCUGGAGAGCAUGAUGGGAGGUCCACAUUUUAAACUGUGCAUCUCUCUAUUUUUACUCGUUCACUCAUCCAGGGAUAAUAUUUCACCCUAUAGAUAAUACAGAUGGCUCUGUGUGUGUGUGUGUGUGUGUGUGUGAGUGAGUGAGUGUUAGUGUGUUAGAUUCAAGUUAGUGUAGGGAGAUCUGUGGCCUCUCUUGUUAAGCACAGUGGGAUAAUAGGUUUCCUUUUUAUUAUUCUUUUAAUUUAUUAUCUGGGUAACUGUGUGCAAUUGUACAAAUGUGUUGCACAAAUGCACACGACAAUAUCCUCAUUCUCCUGUGAAUAAUGAAUGCAGUUGAUGUGACAUGACAUCCAUCAAUUAUGUUUUCUUCUGGUGUGUCCCAUUAUGUGAGUGAAUACCCAUCAGUUGGAACCACGGAUCUGAUACCGUGUUUGCACUGUGGACUAUUGUGUGUCAGUGGGUGUGACUUUACAUGUGGCUGUUUGUUCCAGGCCAGAGACCCAGUAAUGAUCAGAAUAAUCUUAUGUUUGUUCAAUUGGUGAUUACUUUUAUGAAUAGUGUUUUCUGUAGAUAUACUAAAAGCUUGUCUAGGUUCAACACUGUCAUUAAAGCAGUAUUGUAUUUCACCCAUGCUGGUGUCCUUGCUCUCAUUAGACAUGUCAUUUUCAACACUUUUCUUCACAUGCCCGUUCACAGGCCGAUGUCUUGUAGGAUCCUUGUGGAACAGAAGAAUGGAGUUUAAGCACAGUACAUUUUACUUUUUAACCAGUCAAACCAC